AUGUCAGAACAUGAACAAAUCAUAAAAGAAUAUCAUGAUGGAUUCUUCAAAGAGCUAGAAAACAUAGGAGAUCAUUUAUCAAUCAAAACACAUGAAGAUGAAAUCUAUAAAAUUCAAUUCACAAAUUCAGGUUGGUUACUAAAUGAAACAGAAUUAUUUGAAACUUUUGAAAGUUGUUUUAUAUCGAAAAGCUCAGGGUUCAAAUCAAAAUUUCAUGGGAAGUUAUUUGAUAAGUUAAGUGCUUUACAAAAUGAUGAUUCAUAA
Hansenula ciferrii is the source of this 264-nucleotide messenger RNA. RefSeq lists its product as uncharacterized. NCBI's taxonomy places the organism in Eukaryota, Fungi, Ascomycota, Saccharomycetes, Phaffomycetales, Wickerhamomycetaceae. Bases 1 to 264 code for a protein of 87 amino acids. The transcript has a single exon. The record is from RefSeq and is a predicted model, not a curated record.